AUGAUUAUAAUUAUUUUUGGAGUCCUUCUCAAUAUUUGCUAUGCUCAACUUAAAUGCAAAGACUCACAUAAUUUGACAGUUUAAAUGGAACUCUCAAUAUUAAUUCCAAAUUAUAAUUGUUAUCUCGAUACAUCUUAAGAAACAUUAAUCAAUAUGACAUCCUAAAAUGCGACCUUAAUUAUUACAGGUUAAAAGAUCUAACUUAAUUAAAAUAUCAAUUUCUAAGGCUUCAAUAGUAUUCAAUUCUUAGACUUAGAAAUUGAUACAAAUACAUAUUCAAUAAUUUCUGAAUCCUAAAUAAUAUUCUCAAAUGUCACACUUCACAAACAUUGUCGUUUUAUUGCAUCCAAAAUAAUUAUUGACAAUGUAUCACUUAUAUAGAAUGUGUUUAGAAGUAGAUAAAUUUUCACUUCACCUGUAGAGAUUAACGGGUUAUUUAUUAAAGACACUUCAUUUUUUCAAAGUUCAAUCACUAAUCAAUUACUUACUCUAUAGAACCUCUAUUUAGAAUCAGUCCAUUUUAUCAAUUCUACAUUAGGCACUGUAGACUUUGUUAAUUAAAUUCUUAUAUCUAAUUCUUUUAUUGCAUCAAGUGAAUUCUUAAAAUGUAAUAUCACAUAAUAAAUUACAUUAUCUAAUUCAUUCAUUAUAUUGUCAUCCUUAGUUAGAGCAUCAGGAACUGUCCAUAUUUAAGUUAGAAAUGUUUCACUCAGUAAAGCAAUUUUAUUUAUUUUGGAUAAUGAAAAUUAAGUGUAGAUGAAAAAUAUUAACUUUUCAUUAAUCAAAUCUGAUUCCCCAUUAAUCAUUGUCAACAGUCCCUAUAUCAAUAUUACUGAUAUGAUAAAUUAUUAAUUAUAAAUUUAAUCAAUCUUUUAAAUCAGCAGUACUGAUAUGUUUAUUAAGAACAUUACAUGUUAAGAAAUUGAAGGUAGUAUUUUACUCUCCAAUCAAUCUUAAGAUUUGAUACUCUUAAUCAAUCAAUUUAAUUUGAUUUAAAGUACUUCAAGAAAACUAUUUGAUAUGAAUGGAUCAUUCUCUAUUCGCACUGGAAUUUUUAAAUAAAAUAAUUGUUCUUUAAUUAAUAGUAAGAAAAUUCGAGAAAUUGAGAUAGAUUCAUUAGUAUUCUCAGACUUAAACAGUUAACUAAUAUUUUCUAUUUCUAAUUCAAAUACUCUUCAUUUAACCAAUUUAACUAUUAUUUAAUGUGAACAAAUUAUUUUAGCUAAAUUAAAUACUAUUAUCAGUGUUGUCCUAAAUAAUAUUAAAUUAAACAAUUGUAAAGAAUGCAAUUUUAUAGUAUUAAAUUAAAGUAAUAUUUUUAUGAAAGAUAUUAUCAUAUUUGAUCUUUAAAACUUUUUUAGUACUUUAAUAUACUCAUUAAAUUCAAAUGUAGUAUUGAAAAAAUUAAGCUUAAAAAAUAUUCAAUCUAAUGCUGAAUAAAUAAUCAAUUUUUAAGAGGGUGAAGUAAUAGAGUUAAAUAGUUUAACAAUUAGUAAUAUAGAUUGUUAAUUUUGUGAGGGAAUAAUAAAAAUUUCAAAUUUUCAUUCAGUCUAAAUUUCAAAAUCAAAUUUUACAAAUUUAUAAACUCUUUAAGGUACUUUUAGAAUUGAAAAUACAACAAAUUUGACUGCAAUAAAUAAUCAAUUUAUUAAUAUAACAGCAAUAGAUGGGAGUAGUUUUUAUAUAUUGAAUUCCUCAAUAAAAAUUCAUUAGAAUGAAUUCAUAAAUUUAACAGUGAAAUAAAAAGGAGGAGCAAUUUAUCAUAUUUAAACUUUCAAUACAACAUAUUACAUAAAAAACAAUAGUGUAUAAAAUAUCACAUCAGGAAAAGGUUAAUAUGUUUAUUUAGUAACAGAAUCUAUAACAGCAUAGAAUUCUGAUUUCUAUAUAGAUGGUCCAGUAUUCUUGGAUAUUUUUAAUUAAAUCUACAGUCUUAAUAGUAUAAUAAGAAAAUAAAUUAUUUUAUCAUUUAAUAAUUUUAAGAGUGGAAAGGAGAUAAAAUUUAAUAUAAGUUUUUUAGAUAGUGAGAAGAAUAAAUUAUGUUCAUUUUAAGAUAACAUAUAUUUAAAUAAUUAUUCAUACAGAUUUGAUUAGCAUAUGUGUAAUUAUGAAAUAGCAUUUAUAUAUUAUUAAUAGGAACCAAAAGAUGAAUAAUUGGCUAUAAUGAUUUUAUUGGAAUAAUUAAAAUUGUAUAAUAACAAUCCAUUUUCUUUUUAAGUGUUAUUGAAAUUUUCGAAAUGUGAAUUAGGAGAAUAAUGGUUAAGAAAUUCAUGUUAAACAUGUAUAUAGGGAACUUAUAGUUUUGAUACAAAAGCUCCUUGUUAAUAAUGUUUACCAAAUGCGAAUUCUUGUCCAGGUGGAGCAUCAAUAGAUAUUAAGUAAGGUUAUUGGAGACCACAUAAUUUAACAGAUAAAGUUGAAUAAUGUAAAUCAUAAUUAUCAGUUUGCUUGGGGGGUACAGCAAACUUUACUUGUGGUGAAGGAUUUUUAGGAGGAAUAUGUUAGGAUUGUGAUUAUUAUUCAAUUAGAUGGGAAUAAUAAUAUGCAAGAAGUCUUUCUAAUUUUUGUGUUUAAUGUUAAUUCAAUUUAAUUGAUUAAAUUAAACCAGUUUUAGCAUUUUUAUGGAUUUUAGUAAUUUAUUAAAAUAAUUUAUUUUAGAUUGUUUUAUAUUUAUCUGUUUAUGGAGCUUUAAAAAUGGCUAGAGCAUAAUUGAUUGGACAUUAUCUUAGACUUACUGGAUUACAUUUUGGAACAAGAUCAACUAUGACUAUAGAUUAAACUGAAGUGUUAUUUAAAAUGAUAUCUACUUAUUUUCAAUUACUAUCAAUACUCUUGGUAUUGAAUAUCAAGAUACCUUAACCAUUUUAAUUUUUAUCAUAAAUUAUUGGAAAUCCACUUUAAACUUUUGGAUUGUAAAUUGAAUGUUUGUUAAUUAAAAUGCAAUUCUAAAUUGAAAUUGUAUAUUUGAAAUAAAUAUGGAAUUUAAUUGCUUCUCUUAUUUUUGUAUCACUUUUUAUUUUCACCUAUUUUAUACAAUCCCUUUGUAAACAUCUUGAAAACUCUAUAUCCACUAUAUUCAUUAAUAGUUUAAUUUAAGUUCUAUUUUAUUUUUAGGGAGAUUUAAUAGAAGGAUUAUUUGAAAUUCUAUUCUGCCUAAAAGCAUCAGAAUAAUAUUAUAUUUAAGCCUCGACUUAAUAUUUUUGUUAUUCCCCAGAACACUAAACAUAUAUAAUUGCAUAUAUCAUACCUGUUCUCUUAAUUGUGGGAUUAUUUAAACCUAUGUUUUACUUCAUUAAACUUUAUAAAAAUAAGAAAAAACUUUGGACAUGUCAAAUAAGAUUGCCUUAUGGUUACCUAUUUAUAGAAUAUAAAAAUCAAUACUAUUAUUGGGAAUUUGUUAGAUUUGUAGUCAAAUCAAUGUUUUAUAUCCUUUCUACGUUACUUGUUUAAGAAUUCAAAUUGCUAUUUUUAUUUGUCAUCUUAGUUUUAUUGGCAUAUUUAGAAUUAUUAAACAAAACCCUACCAUAUUUAGAUUAUAAGUUUAAUGUUUUAGACAAAGUUUCAACUUAGUUAGAAAUAGUAAGUUUAAUCUUAGCAUUUAUUUAAGAUGAUAACAAUAAUUAAUAUAUUGUAACAAUUGCAAAUAUUUUAAUAUCUCUUAUCAAUUUAAUUUUCAUUCUCUAUUUCAUUUAUAAAAUUCUUAUUGAAUUGAGUUUAGAAUAUAAGAAGAAGUUUUAGGAUAAAUUAAUUAUUAUUAUUAAUAGAUUUCCUUGGUUAGGUAAAUGUAUAUCAAAACCAGUUCCUUCUACGAUGCCUACUCGUAUUAAUUAUCUUUGGAAAAAAGCAAGAAUGCAUGUUUGUAAAUUUAUAAAUUAAAUCGGAAAAAAUAUAGAAACUAGAAGCCAAGCAUCAACUGCAUAAAGAGCUUUUGAUAAUAAAGAACCAACAUUGCUACUUACACUUAAACCAUAAUUAGUGAAAUACUUGUAAGAUUUUUUAAUUAAAUAUUUCAGGUAAUGUUCUCAAUCACAAACUAGAAUGUAUUAACCUGUAUAAUUACAAAGUUCUAAUUAAUGCAGCCAAAUUAUCUCUGUAAAUUAAAGUUAGAUUAUUGAAUAACAAUCUUCCAUUAAUGAAUCAUCACUUAUUUAGCAUUAACAAAUCUAAAAUAUUAAUUCAAAUGAGUUAUAGUAAUUAUAAAAUUCAGUACCUGAAGAGAAAAUUUAAAAAUGUACAUCCGUUAUAAUUUAGCCAAAUAAAAACGUUAAAAAAAUAAAAAAACAAAGGAUUUGA
Molecule: messenger RNA, 4293 nt
Organism: Paramecium sonneborni
Lineage: Eukaryota; Ciliophora; Oligohymenophorea; Peniculida; Parameciidae
Source: the annotation of a GenBank genome assembly